This is a messenger RNA of Ruditapes philippinarum (Manila clam), 1038 nucleotides long. RefSeq lists its product as uncharacterized. The record is from RefSeq and is a predicted model, not a curated record. The coding region runs from base 28 to 501 and encodes 157 amino acids. The transcript is spliced from 3 exons. Lineage: Eukaryota; Metazoa; Mollusca; Bivalvia; Venerida; Veneridae.
GACCCACUUAAGAGUCGUUUUUCUGAAAUGACAGCAAGACUUGGUUUAGGUGGUGCUGGUGUAAGUACUGGGAAAGCAAAAUUUCCUAAUGUACUAAAACAUGCAAUUGACAUUGCUACUCCAGCAUCAGUUCAAGAGGCAUUUGCUGUUCCUGGAAUAUGCCCAAACAAUCCACAGGCCAUUGAUACUUCCCAGCUGGUGGAAGCUUCAUUGGAUCAUCGUAACGGAGAAAACAAAAGUGAUGAACAAAUAAAGACUUGUGAUAAAUGUGGUCACUUUCUAUCAAAUCCUCAAGUAAAACGUGGAUUGAUACCUGCGAGUCUUGCAGACAUAUUAUUGCCUCCACCAGUAAAGCCCACUCAAGUUCAACGAAAAAAGAGGGUUGUAGCAGAGGGUCGUUUGAUUAGUGGAGAAGACUUGCUUAAACAGCUAAAGGAGAAAGAAGAUCUUGAGAAGAAGAAAUUGAGGGUCUUGAAGGGAGAGAGAAAGAUAGGGAAAUGAAGAGGGAAAAGCGAUUGGAAGUAGAGGAAGAGAGGCGCGCAAAAAAAAAAGAGAGAGAGGAGGAGAAGGAAUUUAAACUAAACGAGAAAAGGAGAAAAGCUGAGCAAAGAAAAGAAAAAAGGAAAUAAGCGAAUUUGGCUGGCGCUGCAGCACUUAUGGCUGGAAUGUAUGUGUGUGAGGUUAAUGGGAGGUUUUGGUUUGGGUGUGAUGAAGAGUUAUGCCAACGGUGGUAUCAUGAGGAGUGCUUGACAUAUUGUGAAAAGAUGUAUGUACGAGAGAGCUUAGAGGAAGGUGGAGAUAAAUGGUUCUGUAAGCGGUGUAAACCAUGGUUGUAUGAAGAGGAGUGAAAAACAGUUAUUGAUAAAAGUUGUUGCACAUUUCAUACUAGCUUUGGUUUUAAUACAAAUUUGUUUGUCAAGCAAUGCAUUAAAAUUAUGUCAGUUAAAUGAUAAGCUAUAUUUGAAAUUAAAUUAAAUAUGCAAAUUACAAUAAAUUUAUGAUUAACUAAUGAUUUUCAAAAUAAAGAUAAGCAUAGCU